This is a messenger RNA of Chaetura pelagica (chimney swift), 2883 nucleotides long. It is a transcript of the gene PCDH15, whose product is annotated as protocadherin-related 15. The record is from RefSeq and is a predicted model, not a curated record. The annotation marks the transcript as partial. Gene Ontology annotation, biological process: homophilic cell-cell adhesion; calcium-dependent cell-cell adhesion; cell morphogenesis. NCBI's taxonomy places the organism in Eukaryota, Metazoa, Chordata, Aves, Apodiformes, Apodidae. The transcript has 21 exons. Gene Ontology annotation, cellular component: catenin complex; plasma membrane; adherens junction. Gene Ontology annotation, molecular function: cadherin binding; calcium ion binding.
AUGUUACAGCAGUUUUGUCUCUGGAAAUGGUUAGCUGUAGGGACUGCAGUUGCUACUAUCUUGGCAGGUUGUUUGGCCCAGAAUGAUGAAGACUGGCAAUAUGAGGAUUGCAAAUUGGCCAGGACAGGUCCUCCAGCCACAAUAGUUCCUAUUGAUGAAGAAAGUCGGAACGGCACUAUCCUGGUGGACAACAUGCUGAUCAAAGGCACAGCAGGAGGGCCAGACCCCACCAUUGAACUUUCCUUAAAGGACAACUUGGAUUACUGGGUGAUCCUGGAUCCCAUCAGCCAGCGGUUAUACCUCAAUAGCACUGGCCGAGUUCUGGACAGAGAUCCACCGAUGUCCAUUCAGUCCAUCGUGGUGCAGGUGCAGUGUGUUAACAAGAAGGUUGGCACUAUCAUCAACCAUGAGGUGCGGAUCGUGGUGAGGGACAGGAACGACAACUCACCUCAGUUCCAGCAGCAGCGAUACCACGUGGCAGUGAACGAGUUAACUCCUGUUGGAACAACCAUCUUUACAGGGUUCUCUGGGAACAAUGGUGCUAUUGACAUAGAUGAUGGUCCAAACGGCCAGAUAGAAUAUGUCAUCCAAUACAAUCCCAAUGACAAGGCUUCCAACAGGACCUUUGAUAUUCCUCUCACACUGUCUGGAGCAGUAGUUCUACGGGAGAGACUGAAUUAUGAAGAAAAGACACGUUACUUUGUCAUUGUCCAAGCAAAUGACAGAGCCCAGAACCUUCAUGAGCGAAGGACGAGUACAACCACCCUGACAGUAGAUGUGCUUGAUGGGGAUGAUUUGGGACCAAUGUUUCUUCCUUGUGUCUUGGUGAGCAACACUCGUGACUGCAGACCUCUCACCUACCAAGCCAGCCUGCCUGAACUGACUGAUCCUGCACGUGUGAAUCCCAUCAGUGUCACUCCACCCAUACAAGCCAUAGAUCAGGACCGAAACAUCCAGCCUCCUUCUGAUCGACCGGGCAUCCUCUAUUCCAUCCUAGUUGGUACUCCUGAGGAUUAUCCACAGUAUUUCCACAUGAAUCUCACAACAGCUGAACUCACGCUCCUAAAGCCAAUAAAUAGGGAUAUACACCAGAAGUUUGACUUGGUCAUUAAGGCUGAACAGGACAACGGCCACCCUCUUCCUGCCUUUGCCAACCUGCAUAUUGAAAUCCUGGAUGAGAACAAUCAGAAACCUUUCUUCACAAGAGCCACCUACGAGGGCUUCAUCCUGGAAUCCUCCCCAGUGGGAACAACCAUCUCAGACAACCGGAAUCUCACUUCUCCCCUACAGAUUGUGGUGUUGGACAACGAUGUGGAGGAGACCAAGGAUCCCCAGCUUCAUCUCUUUCUGAACGAUUACAACACGUUUUUCACUGUGACUCCCAGUGGCAUCACCCGCUACCUCACCCUGCUGCAGCCUGUGGACAGGGAAGUCCAGCAGCUCUACACCUUCUCGAUGACAGCUUCUGAUGGUGUACAGGAGAGUGUUCCUGUGACAGUCAACAUCAUGGUGAUGGAUGCAAAUGAUAAUUCCCCAACCUUCUCCAAUAUAUCCUACAGUGUCAAGAUUUAUACAGAUAUGAUGCCUGGGGAAGGCGUUAUAAAGCUCACGGCUGUAGAUGCGGACGAGGGACCCAAUGGACAGAUAGUGUAUGAAAUUUUGGCUGGAGAUCAGGGAGACUUCACCAUCAAUGACCGAACAGGCCUUAUCAGCAUCGCUCCGGGGGUGGUGCUGGCAGUAGGGCGCUCCUACGCUCUCACUGUCAGGGCAUCUGAUAGUGCUCCUCCUGCGCAGAGAAGGAGCUCUAUUACUACUGUUUACAUUGAGGUACUUCCUCCCAACAACCAGAGCCCUCCCCGCUUUCCCCAGCUGAUGUACAGCCUUGAAGUCAGUGAGGCCAUGAGAACUGGAGCUGUUUUGUUAAACCUGCAGGCUUUUGAUAGAGAGGGUGACCCUAUAAGAUACCUCAUUCAGAAUGGAGAUCCUCAACAAGUUUUUAAUCUCUCUCAAAGUUCUGGACUGCUAGCCUUAGGAAAGCCCUUGGACAGAGAAAGCACUGAUCGCUAUAUUCUGAUUGUUACAGCCUCGGAUGGCAGACCAGAUGGGACCUCAACUGCUACUGUUAAUAUAGUGGUGACGGAUGUAAAUGACAACGGGCCAGUUUUUGAUAUGUUUCUACCUAAAAACCUCUCUGUACAGGAAGAGGAAGCCAAUGCCUUUGUUGGUCAAGUGAGGGCUACGGAUGCAGAUGCUGGUGUCAAUGGCCAAGUUCAUUACAGUCUGGCAAACUUCAACAACCUGUUCCGAAUCACGUCCAACGGUAGCAUUUAUACAGCAGUGAAGCUGAACAGAGAAGUGAGGGACUAUUAUGAGCUGAUUGUUGAAGCAACAGAUGGAGCUGUGGACCCCCGCCGUUCAACACUGACUUUAGCCAUCAAGGUGCUGGAUAUUGAUGACAACAGCCCUGUUUUUACUAACGCUUCCUACACUGUCACCGUGCCAGAAGACCUACCACUGGGCACUGUCUUCCUGCAAAUAGAGGCAAAAGAUGUGGAUCUUGGCGCUGACGUUAACUAUCGGAUACGGACCCAGGAAGCACGGGAGUAUUUUGCACUGAACAAGCACACGGGCGAGUUGUCACUUCUCAAGUCCUUGGAUUAUGAGUCAUUCUCUGAGACUGAAGCAACCUUCACCUUUCUUGUGGAAGCCUUCGACAGCAAGGGCACUAUGCCUCCUGGUCUGGCUACUGUCACAGUGAUAGUUAAGGAUAUGAAUGAUUAUGCUCCAGUAUUUAGCAAAAAGCUCUACAGGGGGAUGGUUGCUCCCAAUGCAGUCAAGGGCACUGUUAUCACCACCGUUUCAGCUGAGGAUCAAGAUCCUCCG